Durio zibethinus is the source of this 1601-nucleotide messenger RNA. The record is from RefSeq and is a predicted model, not a curated record. Lineage: Eukaryota; Viridiplantae; Streptophyta; Magnoliopsida; Malvales; Malvaceae.
AUGAAAAGUGAGCUGAGAGGAAACAAUGCAUCCAUUUCCCUUCAAAACCCUAGUCUUUUCGACACCCAACAGAGUUCCAUAACUGGAGCACUCAGAGGAUGCCUUGGUAGUCUUGAUGGAGCAUGUAUAGAGAAGCUUCUACUUCACUGCGCCAGUGCCCUUGAGAGAAACGAUGUGACUUUGGCCCAGCAAAUUAUGUGGGUGCUCAAUAACGUCGCUUCCUCUGUUGGCGACCCUAAUCAAAGGCUUACCUCCUGGUUUUUGAGAGCUCUCAUCUCUAGGGCAUCUAGAGUUUGCCCCACAACGAUGGAUUUUAAUGGCGGCAGCACAUUUCACAGGAGGCUAAUGACCGUGACUGAGCUAGCCGGGUAUGUUGAUCUAAUCCCUUGGCACCGGUUUGGGUUUUGUGCAUCAAACAGUGCCAUUUUUAAUGCGGUUCAAGGAUACCCCAAAGUUCAUAUAUUAGAUUUUAGCAUCACUCACUGUAUGCAGUGGCCUACUCUAAUUGACGCCCUAGCGAAAAGAGCUGAAGGGCCUCCUUCACUUCGAAUCACGGUACCCUCUUGCAGGCCACCAGUCCCUCCUUUGCUUAACGUAUCAACCGAGGAUGUUGGCCACCGUUUGGCAAAUUUCGCAAAGUUUAGGGAUGUACCCUUUGAAUUCCAUGUAAUCGAAGACCCUUGUUUGCCUUCAUCAGGUGAAAUUUUGUCCAAAGAAUACUCCGGUUUUCAGUUUGAAUCACUUUUAAGUCACUUGACUUAUUCCAAGCUAGACCUUAGGGAGGACGAGGCUUUGGUAAUAAACUGUCAAAAUUGGAUACGGUAUCUGUCUGAUGAGAGGAAAGGAAAUACUGCUCACGAUUCUUCUUUGCGAGACGCUUUCCUUCACAUAAUAAAAGGCCUUAAUCCACGUAUUAUAGUUGUGGUCGAUGAGGAUUCUGAUCUGAGCGCAUCAAGUCUCACUUCAAGGAUCACAACUUGCUUUAAUUAUCUUUGGAUACCCUUUGACGCAUUGGAGACUUUCUUGCCCAAAGAUAGUAGCCAAAGGGUAGAGUAUGAAUCCGAUAUUGGUCACAAAAUUGAAAACAUCAUCAGUUUUGAAGGGUUUCAAAGGAUAGAGAAGUUAGAAUCUGGUGCAAAAUUGUCACAAAGGAUGAAGAACGCCGGUUUCUUUGGCGUUCCAUUUUGCGAAGAGACCAUUACAGAAGUUAAAUCCCUGCUAGAUGAACAUGCUAGCGGAUGGGGCAUGAAGAGAGAGGAAGAUAUGCUGGUUCUCACAUGGAAGGGUCACAACUCAGUUUUUGCCACAGCCUGGGCCUUAACCGGGCUGGAGGAUUGACACGGGUGUGGAUUUCAAUGUCUUGAAGUGCUAUAUUAUGUAGCAUAUUCGGGGGCUACAAUAUAAGGGGAUGGGGAGCGAGUGGAGAUUGACGGUCUGUGGUCCUGUUGAAGCAACAGAGACAAAAGAGGUUGCUUUUUUGCUUUGUCAAAAAGGCUGCAAAUGAGCUUAAGACAAGAAGGAAAACGGCAGCAUUUUGAGGAUAACUUCAUACUAUCUUUUAGCUGGCUCAGUUCACAUGAAAAAGCUGGGAGAGAAAUGUA